GCUCCGCCCCGGAGUGACGCUCCCCCGCUCAUGGGCCUGGCCGGAGGCAACCGGCGGGCUGCGCGGAGGAGGAGGAGGCGGCGGCGGCGGCAGGUGGCUCGCAGCGGGGCCGGAGGAGCCGGGCCGGGCCAUGGCCGCCUCGGAACGGCUCUACGAGUUGUGGCUGCUCUACUACGCGCAGAAGGACCUGGGCUACUUGCAGCAAUGGCUGAAGGCUUUUGUGAGCACCUUCGAGAAGAGCAUCUCAGUGACCUGCCUAGAGCCCCACAGGCCGGAGGAGAUGGGGACCGAGGUGCCACCACUGCCCUUGGACACGUUCCGGGUGCUGGCCGAGCAGCUGGCCACAGUGGAGCUGGGACAGGUGCUGCUGUUGCUGAAGCUAUUCAUCAUCCUCUGCAGGAACCCAGAGAAUAUAGAAGAAGUCUGGGGCCAGGUGCUGGUCCCCCGCGUGUUGGCACUGCUCACCCGUGUGGUGGCUGAGCUGAAGCAGCCCCUGGCACCACAGGAGCAAGAGGGUGUUGUGCCGUCUCUGGAGACUGUGGCCCUGCACGCUCUGCUCCUCUGUGAGGCUCUGUUUGACCCCUACCAGGCCUGGCGGUGCCAACAGAGCAGGAAAGUUAUCAGCUUCAAGGAGAAGAGCAAAUACAAGUGUCCUCCUGCAACUUUGCCUGGAGAAUUCAGCACUUUCUUCCAAGACAACCUGCAAGAUGCCGGGCAUUUGCCACCAGCACUGCUGCUGCAUCUCAUCCACCUGUUCAGUGCUGUCCUUGCGGCGGGGAAGGAGAAUGCUCAGGUGGCUGUAAGCGCUGGCUCUGUGCAAGGCCUGCUAGGCGUGGUGCAAAGCUGGGGCCAGCAGCCAGCCCAGGACCCCCGUCUCCUCCCACUGGCACUGAAGGCCCUGGUAGGUUCAGUCCAUGUGCUACAUGCCAGCCGGACACCCCCACGUGGCCCAGAGCUCCGUAGCCUGCUCGAGGGCUACUUCCGUGUCCUCAAUGCCAACUGGCCCACUGAGUCAAGCCCAGACCGUGAAAAGGCCCUCAUCACCCUCAGGGUCAGCAUGCUUGAUGCCAUCCCCAUGAUGCUGGCCUGCGAGGACCGGCCAGUUCUCCAGGCCACCUUCCUCAGCAACAAUUGCUUUGAACACCUCACUCGCCUUAUCCAGAACAGCAAGCUGUACUUGCAGGCCCGGGCGCCCCCUGAGGGGGACAGUGACCUGGCUACCCGGUUACUGACUGAGCCCGAUGUCCAGAAGGUCCUGGACCAGGAUGACGAUGCCAUUGCGGUGCAUGUCAUCCGGGUGCUGACCUGCGUCAUGAGCGGCUCCCCCUCAGCCAAGGAGGUAUUUAAGGAGCGCAUCGGCUACCCCCACCUGCACGAGGUCCUGCAGAGCCAUGGACCCCCGACCAACCGGCUGCUGCAAGAGCUGCUCAACAUGGCAGUGGAGGUCGACUACAGUGCCUUUCCGCCAGCGCCACCCCCAAUCCGCAACGAACAGCCGGUCCUGGUGCUGAUGCGGUGGCUGCCGGCCCUGCCCACAGCAGAAUUGCGGCUCUUCCUGGCACAGCGCCUCCGCUGGCUCUGUGAUAGCUGUCCAUCCAGCCGUUCCACCUGUGUGCAGGCAGGCCUGGUGGGCUGCCUGUUGGAGACACUGGACACAAGUACUGUCCUGGGCACCCGCUGCCAGGAGCAGUUGUUGGUGCUACUUGAGGCUCUGGGCCAAGUGUCACUCAAGCCCCUGGAGCUCCGUUGCCUACUACGUCCCCCGCCAGGGCUGGAGUCCGGGGAUGCCCGUCACGCUGGCAACAUCAUCCGUGCGCUGUUGGGCAUGGCCCGGCACCAGGGUCCUGCCCGCGCCCUGUGCUACUUUGACCUCACUCCCAGUAUGGCGGGCAUCAUGGUGCCCCCCGUGCAGCGGUGGCCAGGGCCUGGCUUUACCUUCCAUGCCUGGCUCUGUUUGUACCCCGAAGCUGCAGCAUCCGGCCUGGCCCCCAGCCGGCCGCUCCAGCGAAAGCAGCUGUACAGUUUCUUCACCAGCAACGGCUCAGGAUUUGAGGCCUUCUUCACGGCAACUGGGACAUUGGUGGUGGCCGUAUGCAACCGGAAGGAGUACUUGACCCUGAGCUUGCCCGAAGUGUCCUUUGCUGACUCAGCCUGGCACUGUGUUGCCAUAGUCCAUAUGGCUGGUCGCCGGCCCUUCAGCCAGAACUUGGUUUACGUCUACAAAGAUGGCCAGCUGGUCAAGAUGGAGAACUUCCGCUUCCCCUGCUUCAGUGAGCCUUUUUCCUCCUGCUGCAUUGGCUCCGCUGGGCACCGCACCACCACCACCACCACGGGGCUGCCUGCGCCACAGACGUUGGGUGCUUCGGCCCACUCGCACCCCUCCCUCACCCGCUCCCAGUCGGUCCCGGCCACCACAGGGCUGGCGGCCCCCCUGCAGAAGGGCAGCAUCAGCUCCACCCUCGCGGGCACGCAGGACACGCGGUGGGGCAGCCCCACGUCCCUGGAAGGCGAGCUGGGGGCCGUGGCCAUUUUCCAUGAAGCCCUGCCUGAAGCAUCCCUGCGUGCUCUGUGUGGUCUGGGGCCCAAUGAGACGGCCCCCUUCAAGCCCGAGGGUGAACUGCAUGAACUGGGCACCAAGCUGCUCCUCCACUACUCACCUCAGGCCUGUAAGAACAACAUCUGUCUGGACCUGUCCCCUGGCCAUGGGCUCGAUGGACGCCUGACAGGCCACAGGGUGGAGACAUGGGAUGUGAAGGAUGUGGUGAACUGUGUCGGGGGCAUGGGGGCCCUGAUGCCACUGCUCGAGCAAGUGGCCGCACAGCCCCUAGAGGCCGAGGCAGGUCCUGCUGAAACGCACGACCUAGUGGGGCCCGAACUGACUUCUGACCACAACACCCUGGGCCUGCUGCUCCCCCUGGGCAAGUCCUCAGAGGAGCGGAUGGAGAGGAAUGCGGUGGCUGCCUUCCUGCUGAUGCUGCGCAACUUUCUGCAGGGCCACACGGUCAACCAGGAGAGCCUGGUGCAGUGCCAGGGUCCAGCUGUCCUCGGGGCCCUCCUGCGCAAGGUUCCCGGCUGGGCCAUGGACAUGAAUGUGCUUAUGUCCGCCCAGCUGCUGAUGGAGCAGGUGGCCACGGAGGGCAGCGGGCCCCUCCUGAACCUGCUGUACCAAAAUUUGCUCUUCAACUUCCACCUCUGGACCCCCAGUGACUUUGCUGUGCGCCUGGGCCACAUCCAGUACAUGUCUAGCAUAGUCCGUGAGCACAGACAGAAGCUGAGGAAGAAGUUCGGGGUUCAGUUCAUCCUUGAUGCCCUGCGCAACCACUACAGCCCGUCGAAGGAGCGCCCCCUAGCGGCGGAUGACCUGCGCACCAUGCAGAUGUCGCUCUUGGCCCUGGCCCGGGAGUUCCUGGUGAGGAGCUCUUCCACCGAGGACAUGCAGGUCCUGCUCAACUUUCUGGCUGCUGUGAAUGAUAACAGCCAGGUGGUGGGCGUCCUGGACCUGGUCUUGGUGCUGCUGCAGGCCUCGCCCACACAGGAAUCUUUGUCUGUCUUCCUGCUGGAACCAGGGAACCUGGAGGUGCUGCUGGCCCUGCUGGUGCGGCCCAAGCCCCUUCCCCUGCUGCCUGAGCAAGUCUGCAAGAUCCUACGCAGACUGCAGCAGAAUGAGCGCAUACCUGAGCGGAGCCGCCAGCGGCUUCGGCUUCGAGACUGUGGGCUCCAGGGACUUGUUACCUGCCUGCCCGAGGGUUCCGUCUCCCCCCAGCUCUGCCAGGGCCUCUACAAAUUGUUCCUGGGGGCAGAUUGUCUGAACCUCUCAGACCUGUUGGCUGUGGUGCAGCUGUCCCUCCAGGCCGACCUCAGUGUCCGGUUGGACAUUUGUCGGCAGCUCUUCCACCUCAUCUACAGAAAGCCGGACAUCGUGCACCUCAUGGCACGCCAGGCAGGCUGGCAGGAUGUGCUGACCCGGCUGUAUGUCCUGGAGGCCGCCACAACUGCCAGUGUCCUGCCCUGUUCCCCUGAGCUGCCCACACCCCCAGAGUUGGCUACAGCCAAGCAACAUAGCUCAGGGUCCCCUGAGUCUUCAGAAGUCUUCCUGCCCUCAGAGGUCCCCGGGUCGGAGCCUGAAACCUUUUACCAGGCUCUCUCCCCCUUUUGCUUACCCUUUGACCUGAGCCUGGAGCGGGCCAGUGUGGGGUCCGGCAGCAUGACGGGCGGGAGCAGCGGGACGCUGACCCCGGCCAGCCAGCCUGGCACACCCUCCCCGCUGGACGGGCCCCGGCUCUUUCCCGUUGUUCCUGGCCGCCACAGCUCCAGUCUGUCCAACGUGCUCGAGGACAGUAACCUCCUGGAGCCCACAGUCAGUGGGGACAACUCCUCAAACACUAGCAACCCACAGCAAACCUCCGAAGAGGAGCUGUGCAACCUGCUCACCAACGUGCUGUUCUCGGUGACGUGGCGGGGCGUGGAGGGCAGCGAUGAGGCCGCCUGGCGGGAACGUGGCCAAGUCUUCUCGGUGCUUACCCAGCUGGGCGCCUCAGCCACCCUGGUGCGCCCGCCAGACUACAUCAAGCGCAGCCUCCUGGAGAUGAUGCUGGAGUCGUCCCUGAGUGACAUCAAAGAGGCAUCUGCUGGGGUCCUGGCUUGCCUCACCCAGCAGGCACUCUGGCUGCUUCGCCUGCUGCAGGACUUUCUGUGUGCCGAGGGCCAUGGGAACCAGGAGCUGUGGAGCGAGAAGCUCUUUGAAGGUGUGUGCAGCCUGCUGGAUCGCCUGGGAGCCUGGCCACACCUAGCCAAUGGCACGGCGGACCUCCGAGAGAUGGCUCAGAUAGGCCUGCGCCUGGUACUUGGCUACAUCCUGCUGGAAGACCCACAGCUGCACGCCCAGGCCUAUGUGAAGCUGCACUCUCUGCUGCAGACCGCCGUGCCCAUGCGCCGGGAGGAGGCCUGUUAUGUGCUCUCCAAGCUGGAGGCCGCGCUGGCACGGGCGCUGAGCACCCCGAACUCAGAGGAGGCCCCCAAUGACCAGCAACUCCCCAGUGCGGCCGCAGAACGCUGCUCGUGGCUGGUGCCGCUGGUGCGCACGUUGCUCGACCGCGCCUAUGGGCCUCUGGGGCUGCAAUGGGGGCUCCCCUCCUUGCCCCCCACCAACGGCAGCCCCACUUUCUUCGAGGACUUCCAGGCCUUUUGCGUCACCAAGGAAUGGCGCCACUUCAUCGAUAAACAGGUGCAGCCCACCAUGUCUCAAUUCGAAAUGGACACCUAUGCCAAGAGCCACGACCUCAUGUCCGGCUUCUGGAAUGCCUGUUACGACACGCUCAUGAGCAGCGGACAGAGGCGCCAACGGGAGCGGGCACGGAGCCGCCGGGCCUUCCAGGAACUGGUACUGGAACCUGCACAGCGGAGGGCCCGCCUGGAGGGGCUACGCUACACCGGGGUUCUGAAGCAGCAGGGCGCACAGCACACAACCGCUCUGCUGCACUGGGGUGCACUCUGGCGCCAGCUCUCCUGCCCCUGUGGGGCCUGGGCGCUGAGGGACCCACCUACUCCUCACUGGAAGCUGUCUAGCGUAGAGACCUAUUCCCGUAUGCGACUGAAACUGGUACCUAACUAUCACUUCAACCCUCACCUGGAAGCCAGUGCCCUUCGAGACAACCUGGGUGAGGCCCCCUUGACACCCACCAAGGAAGACUCGCUGCCUCUAUCAGUGAAUAAAGAGGCCAAAGUCAGCUCCUUUCCCGAGGAACUGCAGGAGGACCAAGUGGGCGAGGAGGAACUGGCUGCACUGGAGAUGGCGAUGGAGGCGGCGGAACUGGAUGAGCAGCAUGAGAAGCUGGUGCUGUCAGCCGAGUGCCAACUGGUCACGGUGGUGACCGUAGUCCCAGGGCUGCUGGAGGUCACCACGCAACACGUGUGUUUCUAUGACUGCAGCCCCGAGCGCAUGGAAACGGAGGAGGGCGUCGGUUAUGACUUCCGGCGGCCCCUGACCCAGCUGCGUGAGGUCCACCUGCGGCGAUACAACCUGCGGCGCUCUGCACUGGAGCUCUUCUUCAUUGAUCAAGCCAAUUACUUCCUCAACUUCCCCAGCAAACCGGCGGGCGCUGCGGCCUCCUCUCCUUGCCAGUCUCCCCGGCCCACACCUUGCCCCGUCCCGCCGCACACGCAGACGCGGAAUCAGGUGUAUUCGUGGCUCCUUCGCCUGCGGCCCCCGGCCCAGGGCUACCUGAGCUGCCGCUCUCCCCAGGAGAUGCUCCGCGCCUCAGGCCUCACCCAGAAAUGGGUGCAGCGGGAGAUCUCCAACUUUGAGUAUUUGAUGCAGCUCAAUACCAUCGCAGGGCGGACCUACAACGACUUAUCUCAGUACCCCGUGUUCCCCUGGGUCCUCCAGGAUUAUGUGUCCCCAACCCUGGACCUCAGCAACCCGGCUGUCUUCCGCGAUCUGUCCAAGCCCAUCGGUGUGGUGAACCCUAAGCAUGCUCAGCUCGUGCGGGAGAAAUACGAGAGCUUCGAGGACCCAGCUGGCACCAUUGAUAAGUUCCACUAUGGCACGCACUACUCAAAUGCUGCUGGCGUGAUGCACUACCUCAUCCGUGUGGAGCCCUUCACUUCCCUGCAUGUCCAGCUGCAGAGUGGCCGAUUUGACUGCUCUGACCGGCAGUUCCACUCCGUGGCGGCAGCCUGGCAGGCCCGCCUGGAGAGUCCUGCAGACGUGAAGGAGCUCAUUCCUGAAUUCUUCUACUUCCCCGACUUCCUGGAGAACCAGAACGGCUUUGACCUGGGCUGCCUUCAGCUGACCAAUGAGAAAGUGGGUGAUGUAGUGUUGCCCCCUUGGGCCAGUUCUCCUGAAGACUUUAUCCAACAGCACCGUCGGGCUCUGGAGUCCGAGUAUGUAUCUGCCCACCUGCACGAGUGGAUCGACCUCAUCUUCGGAUACAAGCAGCGUGGGCGGGCGGCGGAAGAGGCCCUCAACGUCUUCUACUACUGCACCUAUGAGGGAGCUGUGGACCUGGACCACGUGGCAGAUGAACAGGAAAGGAAGGCUCUGGAAGGCAUUAUCAGCAACUUUGGGCAGACUCCCUGCCAACUGCUAAAGGAACCACAUCCGGCUCGGCUCUCAGCUGAGGAAGUGGCCCAGCGCCUUGCACGACAGGACACAAACUCACCUAACAUCUUCCAGCAUCUGGACCAGCUCAAGGCCUUCUUUGCAGAGGUCAUCAGCGAUGGCGUACCUGUGGUGCUGGCCUUAGUGCCCCACCGACAGCCUCAUUCCUUCAUCACCCAGAGUUCCCCAGACCUGUUGGUGACCGUGAGUGCCAAUGGACUGCUGGGCACCCACAGCUGGCUGCCCUAUGACCGCAACAUAAUCAACUACUUCAGCUUCAGCAAAGACUCUCACAUGGGCAACCCCAAGAUGUUGCGGCUGCUGAGUGGCCCCUGGGCGUCUGGCAGUGGCGUGAAUGGGCAUGCCUUGGCAGUGGCUCCCGACGGGAAGCUGCUGUUCAGCGGUGGCCACUGGGACGGCAGCCUCCGAGUGACAGCACUGCCCCGGGGCAGGCUGGUGAGCCAACUCCGCCAUCACCUUGAUGUUGUAACCUGCCUUGCACUGGACACCUGUGGCAUCUACCUCAUCUCUGGCUCCAGGGACACCACGUGCAUGGUGUGGCAGCUACUGCAGCAGGGCGGUCUGUCUGUAGGGCUGGCACCAAAGCCUGUGCAGGUCCUGUAUGGACAUGAGGCUGCAGUGAGCUGCGUAGCCAUCAGCACUGAACUCGACAUGGCUGUAUCUGGAUCUGAGGUUGGCACUGUGCUUGUCCACACCAUACGCCGAGGCCAUUUUGUGGCAGCCCUCCAGCCUCCAGGGGCUUCGUUGCCUGGCCCUGUGUCCCACCUGGUGCUGGGAUCUGAGGGCCAGAUUGUGGUACAGAGCUCAGCCCGGGAGCGUCUGGGAGCUCAGGUCACCUAUUCCUUGCACCUGUACUCAGUGAAUGGGAGGUUGAGGGCAUCGCUGCCACUGGUGGAGCAACCGACAGCCCUGGCAGUGACGGAGGACUUUGUCCUGCUGGGCACAGCCCAGUGCAGUCUACACAUCCUCCACCUUAACAAAUUGCUCCCUGCCGCUCCUCCCCUGCCCAUGAAGGUGCCCAUCCGCAGCGUGGCGGUGACCAAGGAGCGCAGCCACGUGCUCGUUGGCCUGGAGGAUGGCAAGCUUAUCGUGGUGGGCGCUGGGCAGCCCUCGGAGGUUCGCAGCAGCCAGUUUGCAAGGAAGCUGUGGCGAUCGUCGUCGCGGCGUAUUUCCCAAGUGUCUUCUGGGGAGACAGAGUACAGACCCGGAGAAGGCCGCUGAG
Messenger RNA from Suncus etruscus (white-toothed pygmy shrew), 8342 nucleotides. RefSeq names its product neurobeachin like 2 (gene NBEAL2). Bases 131 to 8341 code for a protein of 2736 amino acids. The transcript has 54 exons. Gene Ontology annotation, biological process: intracellular protein localization. The record is from RefSeq and is a predicted model, not a curated record. Gene Ontology annotation, molecular function: protein kinase binding. Lineage: Eukaryota; Metazoa; Chordata; Mammalia; Eulipotyphla; Soricidae. Gene Ontology annotation, cellular component: cytosol; membrane.